This is a messenger RNA of Vombatus ursinus (common wombat), 1649 nucleotides long. RefSeq names its product tRNA splicing endonuclease subunit 2 (gene TSEN2). Gene Ontology annotation, cellular component: tRNA-intron endonuclease complex. Bases 135 to 1541 code for a protein of 468 amino acids. Gene Ontology annotation, molecular function: tRNA-intron lyase activity; nucleic acid binding. The transcript is spliced from 12 exons. Gene Ontology annotation, biological process: tRNA-type intron splice site recognition and cleavage; tRNA splicing, via endonucleolytic cleavage and ligation. The record is from RefSeq and is a predicted model, not a curated record. Lineage: Eukaryota; Metazoa; Chordata; Mammalia; Diprotodontia; Vombatidae.
GCGGAUAGCUGUGUACGGACCAGACGCGUGCACCGCGUAAGCUGGAGACCAGCCCCGCGGGGAGGCACCCGCUGUGUGGGGAGCCAGGAAAGACUCCUCGCAGAAGUUAUCCAUUGGUUAAGGAGCCUCAGAAGAUGGCAGAAGCAAUAUUCCACGCCCCAAAAAGGAAAAGACGAGUUUAUGAGAGUUAUGAAUCACCAUUCCCCAUCCCGUUCUGUCAGGAGGUUACACUUCAAAGAGAUUUCAAAGUAUACCGUGCUGAAAUUAUCAACAAUAAUGUAAUCGUAAGGAAUGCAGAGGCUAUUAAACAGUUGUAUGGUAAGGGUUAUUUUGGAAAAGGUGUUUUGUCAAGAAGUCGACCAGACUUUAGUAUUUCAGAUCCUGCACUGAUUGCCAAAUGGAAAGAUGCUAAGCUGGGCAUGCCUAUACUUACAUCAGAGAGGUACCAGCGUGGGGUAACAUGGGCUGCAAAUCUCAUGCAAAGACAAGGGCAGGAGGAAAGCUCAGUUCACAAAAUUCUUGAGGAUUAUACAAAACCACUUGAAUUUCCUUUUGUGAAAAGAAAUAAAGAAGAUCAACAAAAUAAUGGACUUAGCCGUAAGUUGGAUCCAGAAAUAGAAAAUGUAGAGCAUAAAGCAGAACUUUUAGUCACAAAUGGAGAUUCUGUCAAGCCAGAUAGUGAAAAUGAGAGCCAAAACUCUGGAUCCGAGAACACGGACUCGAAGGAGCGCUCUGUACGUGAUCCAUUAGCUAAACAUGGCUCUGGUAAACCAAAGGCAAGGGACAGUGAUGCUUUUGGUCAGGCACACUAUCUCACACACGGAGAUUUCGUCUCACUGGACUGUCAGCCUGAAGACUGUGCCCAACAGAAGCCUCUGAUGUUUGCUACAGACGGAGAGUGUGAGCAUGAGUAUGUGCUUGUUCAAGAAACAGCAAAUUGUUUAGACGAUGAAGAGGAAACAGCAGGUGAGAAAGUGAUCAAAAGAGAAAAGCUAGUGUGCAGAAGAAAUCCAUACAGGAUCUUUGAGUACUUACAACUCAGCCUAGAAGAGGCAUUUUUCUUGGUCUAUGCUUUAGGGUGUUUAAAUAUUUACUAUGAGGAGGAGCCUUUAACAAUAUUAAAACUCUGGGAAGCUUUUCAUCUAGUUCAACCCACAUUCAGAACAACAUACAUGGCAUACCACUACUUCCGAAGUAAGGGAUGGGUGCCCAAAGUGGGACUCAAGUAUGGAACAGAUUUCUUGCUUUACCGAAAAGGCCCGCCUUUUUACCAUGCAAGUUAUUCUGUCAUUAUUGAGUUGGUUAAUGACAGUUUUGAAGGCUCACUUCGGAGACCUUUCAGCUGGAAGUCAUUGGCCGGGUUAAACAGAAUUACAGCUAAUGUCUCCAAGGAGCUUCUGUUAUGCUAUUUGAUUAGACCAUCUAAUAUGACUGACAAGGAAAUGGAGUCACCAGAAUGUCUGAAAAGAAUGCAAGUUCAGGAAGUAAUCCUGAGUCGUUGGGUUUCUUCUCGAGAGCGAAGUGACCAAGAGGAAAUUUAACACACAAGCCAAAAAUACAAAUUCCUAAUUCACUAACAAGUAUUUACUGAAUACCAAUUAUGUGCCCAGGCCUGGGCAAGGUAAAAAUAACAGAUCCUUUGCCUCCAA